GCCAAACCCCUGCCCUACUGACCUCUCCCCUAGAGGAGCACAAGGGGACUCACAGCCGCCCUGGGCAGAGGCAGGCUCUGAGUGAGGACUCAGAGACUGCAGAGCCUCAGUUCAGUUACAGCUUGAGCCUGCCGCAGUAAUGGAGGACCAGAAUCAAGAUUAUCUGUGAUACUGACAGAGGUGCUGUGAGACAAGGCUAAAAAACAGAGCAGUCACUUCAGCAGAGUGAGCAGGGCUGCAGGUCCACCUACAAUUCCACAAUGGCCAGUUCUGUGCUGGAGAACAUACAAUCAGUGCUACAGAAGACUUGGGUGCGUGAGUUCCUGGCGGAGUUCCUGAGUACCUAUGUCUUGAUGGUGUUUGGCCUUGGUUCCGUGGCUCAUAUGGUUCUAGGAGAAAGGCUUGGCAGCUAUCUUGGUGUCAACUUGGGUUUUGGUUUCGGAGUGACCAUGGGAAUACAUGUGGCAGGCGGCAUCUCUGGAGCCCACAUGAACGCUGCGGUGACUUUCACUAACUGUGCACUAGGCCGAAUGGAAUGGAAGAAGUUUCCUAUAUAUGUGCUGGGUCAGUUCCUGGGUUCCUUCUUAGCUGCAGCUACCACCUACUUAAUUUUCUAUGGUGCCAUUAACCACUAUGCAGGUGGAGAACUGUUGGUGACAGGUCCCAAAGCCACUGCAAACAUUUUUGCCACCUAUCUUCCUGAACACAUGACGCUGUGGCGGGGCUUCCUGGAUGAGGUAUUUGUGACUGGGAUGCUCCAGCUGUGUAUCUUCGCCAUCACGGACAAGUUGAACAGUCCAGCACUUCAAGGGACCGAGCCCCUCAUGAUAGGCAUCCUUGUUUGCGUUCUUGGGGUGUCCCUAGGCAUGAACACAGGAUAUGCAAUCAACCCAUCCCGUGACCUGCCUCCCCGGUUCUUCACUUUCAUUGCUGGCUGGGGCAAGAAAGUGUUCAGUGCCGGGAACAACUGGUGGUGGGUGCCGGUGGUGGCACCCCUUCUGGGUGCCUACUUAGGUGGCAUUGUAUACCUGGGCUUAAUUCACGCCGGCAUACCACCACAGAGUUCUUAGAGAUUGGAGAAUUGUACAACAGGACACCAGAAGACGACGGCAUCGUCCAACGAUCCCCUCACCCCAUCUCUUCUCCUCCAACUUCUGCGAAACCUACCCUACCCAUAAGUGGUUCUGUGCCUCUAGCUUCUAGAGUACUUAGUAGAGCUUGUCUGUGACCACAACCCUUCUGCAAUAAAGCACACCUCAUACCA
Molecule: messenger RNA, 1264 nt
Organism: Rattus rattus (black rat)
Lineage: Eukaryota; Metazoa; Chordata; Mammalia; Rodentia; Muridae
Gene: Aqp7
Product: aquaporin 7
Exons: 7
Coding region: 261-1070 (269 amino acids)
Biological process (GO): water transport; glycerol transmembrane transport
Cellular component (GO): basolateral plasma membrane; plasma membrane
Molecular function (GO): glycerol channel activity; water channel activity; urea transmembrane transporter activity
Source: RefSeq, a predicted model, not a curated record